Podarcis lilfordi (Lilford's wall lizard) is the source of this 363-nucleotide messenger RNA. NCBI's taxonomy places the organism in Eukaryota, Metazoa, Chordata, Lepidosauria, Squamata, Lacertidae. The record is from the annotation of a GenBank genome assembly.
AUGUUCAGAGACACCAACAUUUCUCCAGCCUCUUACUCUCUUUUAUACCUCCUACCCUCUCCAUUUUGCUCUGCCCUGAAACCUCUGCUGAAUCCUGUUUAUCUGGGAGAAGAGGAGGAAGAGGAGGAAGAGGAGGAGGAGGAGGAGGAGGAGGAGGAGGAGGAGGAGGAGGAGGAGGAGGAAGAAGAAGAAGAAGAAGAAGAAGAAGAAGAAGAAGAAGAAGAAGAAGAAGAACAACAACAACAACAACAACAACAACAACAACAACAACAACACAUAGUUUCUUCCCUUCACCGUUGGAGAAGAGCCAUAGCUGAAACUCUGGAAAGCUUCUGUCAGCCCAUGCAGAAAGCACUGAACUAG